AUGAAUGGCAAGCCGGCCAUGGAGAAUGAUUGCGUGCUGGCCGAGCUAAAGAAGGGCGACUUGUACGAAAUGACGAAGCCUAUUCACCAGCAGGCGACAAACGUUUACCAGACCAAGGAUGGAAAGUGGUACCAUCUGCACGGGUCAAUGAAUGCCUCUGCGACGAUGGGCAUGGUUGGCGUAGAAGAGCAGGACGUCACGCGUGAGGAGGCCAUCAAGAUAUUCGGCGACAAGGUCGCCCAGUACGACGCCGCGUACUUGGAAAAGACGGCCAAUGAAGAGCUUCGCCAAGCAGGGGUAACGUGCCUCAGCCCCGAGGAAUUCUUUGCCUCGGAGCACGGAAAGAUCAUGGCGGAUGAACCGCUCUGGACCAUGACGCCGGUUCCCGCACCACAGAGCACCUGGCCACUGCAAAAGUCGGAUAAGUUCAAGCCGCUGGAGGGUAUUCGUGUCAUUGACUUCUCCCGUGUGAUCGCCGCGCCCGUCAUCUCUAAAGUCCUGGCCGUUCUCGGCGCCGAAGUCAUCAAGGUGUCGAGCAAGAACCUGCCGGAUGUCAUUGUCACAUGGAUUGAUCUGAGUGCGGGCAAGAAAGACGCAAAUAUCGACUUGAAGAGUGAAGAGGGCAAGAAUGCCUUUAGGCGACUCGUGGCCGGUGCCGAUGUUUUGAUCGAUGGGUAUCGCCCCAGCGUGCUGGACAAACUGGGCUUCAACUCCGAGUCAUUGCGCAAGAUCAACCAAAAGUUGGUAUACGUCCGCGAGAAUUGCUACGGGUUCAAAGGGCCGUUGGCAUAUCGCUCCGGCUGGCAGCAGAUAAGCGACUGCCUGUUUAACAUAUGGUACUAUCGCCUUGGUCAGUACACCGCGGACCAGUGCAAAGCACUUUUGGCACGAAAUGAAGGCUUCCAUGUGCGGCACUAUAACGAAAUGUAUUCACUGAUACAAAAAACCCACGCUGCCAUCUGCAAGGUUCGGCCCGAACUGUUGAAGAACCCUGACUACUUUUCCGUCAUGACUGGGAGAGAGUGGGGAGUGGACGACAAUAUCAGCAUUUUAGCACCGCCUUUCAAAUUGGAGACGUCAGUGCUGGAGUACGCAGUCCCGUCUGGAGCACGGGGAAGGUCUAUCCCAGAAUGGGAAGCAUAA
Metarhizium acridum CQMa 102 is the source of this 1143-nucleotide messenger RNA. The record is from RefSeq and is a predicted model, not a curated record. Lineage: Eukaryota; Fungi; Ascomycota; Sordariomycetes; Hypocreales; Clavicipitaceae.